This is a messenger RNA of Hippocampus comes (tiger tail seahorse), 1522 nucleotides long. RefSeq lists its product as uncharacterized. The record is from RefSeq and is a predicted model, not a curated record. The transcript has 2 exons. Bases 38 to 667 code for a protein of 209 amino acids. Lineage: Eukaryota; Metazoa; Chordata; Actinopteri; Syngnathiformes; Syngnathidae.
UGCACUCGGAGGAACCCAGGGCCAACCGCACUAGGAUAUGGUCUCAAAGGGGUCUGAGGACCUAAUAGCAGUCAGGCUACCUCUGGCGAGCACAUGGAGGGCUGUGUGGCCACCCAACACCAUUACUGCUAAACCUGUCAUGCUGGAGGAUCUUGCAGGCGACAGAUCGUUCUCCAUGGUGUCUCCAGACUCUGUCACAUGUACUCAGUGUAAACCUGCUUUCAACUGUGAAGAGCACGGGGCACCAGUGGCGAAUUUGCCGCUCUUGGUGUUCACUGGCAAAUGCCAAUUUUCCUGCAUGGUGUUGGACCGUAAGCACAACCACCGCCUGUGGACGUCGGGCCCUCAUACCACCCUCAUGGAGUCUGUUUCUGACCGUUUGAGCAGACACAUGCACAUUUGUGGCCUGCUGGAGGUCAUUUUGCAGGGCUCCGGCAGUGCUCCUCCUGUUUCUCCUUGCACAAAGGCGGCGGUAGCUGUCUUGCUGCUGGGUUGUUGCCCUGCUACGACCUCCUCCACGUCUCCUGAUGUACUGGCCUAUCUCCUGGUAGCGCCUCCAUGCUCUAGACGACACGGACAGACACAGCAAACCUUUUUUGCCACACCUCGCAUUGAUGUGCCGUCCUGGAUGAGUUGUAUACUCCGUCUCACGCUACCACUAGAGUGAAAGCACUGCCAAGCAUUCCAAAGUGACCAAAACAUCAGCCAGAAAGCAAAGGGACUGAUAAGCGGUCUGUGGUCACCACCUGCGGAACCGCUCCUUUAUUGGGGCUGACUUGCUAACUGCCUAUAAUUUCCACCGGUUGUCUAUUCCAUCGGCACAACAACAUGUGAAAUUGAUUGUCAAUCAGCGUUGCUUCCUUUAUGGACAAUUUGAUUUCACAGAAGUGUGAUUGAUUUGGAGUAGCAUUGUGUUGUUUAAGUGUUCCCUUUGUUUUUUGAGCAGUCAUAUAAAUACAAUGGAACCUCAGUUGUCAAGAUGAAUCCGUUAAACAAAACUGCUGCUGCCAGAAAAACACCUUUCGAAAAUUACGGUUUCCAUUGGUGAAAAAAAUGUCUGCUUUUAUUCGGAGUGCUGUUGAAUUGCAGUAGUCUGUGCCAAGGUGCUUGUUUGCUCUUCACAAGACACAUACGCCUAUCUGCUUCCACUUAUUUGGAUGUUUGUUGUCUAUGACUGGACUAUAAAUGUGUUGUAUCGCUGGGCGAUAAUUCAUUAUCAGUAUGUAUCGCCAUAGUAAUAGAAAAUAUCUUCAAUAAAAUGUUUAGUAGAAAUUAGGGAGCAAACCCCGACUUUGGCAUUCCGCGUUCUGUCGGCGGAGGCUGCAAUAUAAUGUUAGAUUUAAGCUACAAUUACAAGCACGUAAGAGGAAAUUUGGAGCACACUAGCAGUUUAUAUACACACACACACACACACACACACACACAAACAGUAUGGCAAUACCGACCAUUAUGAAUUACUUAUAUCAUGAUACACUUUUCAACCAUAUUGCUCAACCCUAAUGUGUUGUCUUCUGAGCAGGUC